AUGGUUAUCUAUUAUUUUACACGUGAUUGGUCCUUAACAAUGUGGAUAUUAACUAUAUAUGUAAUGCCAUUCUUAUGUUAUUAUUGGUGUAUACCAGAAUCAGCUCGUUGGCUUGUAUCAACAGGACAUUUAUUACAAGCUCGAAAAGUUCUUCAUCGUAUUGCAUAUGUAAAUCGUCGUACAUUAGCUAAUUCGGAAAAAAAACUUUAUGAUGAUUUACAACGUGAUGCUCGUAAACGUCCAAAACGUUAUUCAUAUAUACAUGUUUUAAUUAGUUUAAUAAAAUCUCCUGUUAUGCGUCAACGUUGUUUAAUUGUAUUUUAUAUAAUGAUGACAAAUUUAAUGGUUUAUCUUGGUAUUGGUAUGGGUAUAACAACAUUAACAAAUGAUCGUCCAUAUGAAAUAUUUCUUUUUUCAAUAUUUGCUGAAUUAUUUGGUCUUUGUUUAUGUCAUUUUUGUGCAACAAAAUUUGAUAGAAAAAUUCCAUUAAUAAUUUUUUUUACUUUAUGUUCUCUAUCAAUAUUAACAAUACCAAUAACACAUAAAAAUUAUCCAUUAAUUAGUUUAUCAUCAGCAUUAUGUGCAAAAUUAUUUAUAUCAGCAUCACAAGCAUUAUCAUGGAUAUAUACAUCAGAAACAUAUCCAACUGUUAUACGUUCAACUGGUGUUGGUCUUACAGUUAGUAUUGCAAGACUUGGUGGUGUAUGGGCACCACAAAUAUCUUUAUUAUCACAAUCUGUUUGGUUUCCAUUACCAUAUAUUAUAUUUAGUAUAUGUUCAUUUAUUGCAGCAUUUUUUGCAAUAUUUUUACCUGAAACACGAACAAAAUUAGCUUUACCAGAAACAAUAAAACAAGCAGAAAAAGCUGAUGAUGAUAUUACAAUACAUCGAGAAACAUUAAGUGAAAUACAACCAGAAAUAAUAAUAACUCAUAGUGAAAGAUUAUCUACAUGUUAUGAAGAAGAAGAUAAUGAUACACAUGGAGAAGAUGCAUCAUCUUCAGAACAUAUGAAAUCAGAAGAAGAACUAACAUUAACGAAUAUUAAACAAAAAGAUAAUAUUGAAAGUGAAGAAAACAAAAAAUAA
This is a messenger RNA of Rotaria sp. Silwood2, 1086 nucleotides long. Lineage: Eukaryota; Metazoa; Rotifera; Eurotatoria; Philodinida; Philodinidae. The record is from the annotation of a GenBank genome assembly.